GCAGCUCCCGGGGGCAUGCACUGUGUGAUGCCUGUGUCUGCAGCCAGGACAUGGAGGAUCCUGACGUUCGUGGUGGCGCUGCCCGGCGUGGCGAUCUGCAUGCUGAACGCCUGGCUGCAGAAAGAGCAUCACUCCCACAAGCCUGAGGAGUUUGUGCCCUACCACCACCUGCGCAUCCGUACCAAGGCCUUUCCCUGGGGUGACGGGAACCACUCCUUCUUCCACAACCCUCACACCAACCCCCUGCCCACAGGCUACGAGAAAGCGGGGGGUCACCACUGAGCUGGGCCGGCCUCGCCAGGCCUCGCGCCAAUAAAUCGGAGCGGAUUGGUC
This is a messenger RNA of Pelodiscus sinensis (Chinese soft-shelled turtle), 333 nucleotides long. Lineage: Eukaryota; Metazoa; Chordata; Testudines; Trionychidae. The record is from RefSeq and is a predicted model, not a curated record.